Messenger RNA from Oncorhynchus kisutch (coho salmon), 1507 nucleotides. RefSeq names its product caspase-3-like. Lineage: Eukaryota; Metazoa; Chordata; Actinopteri; Salmoniformes; Salmonidae. Bases 318 to 1172 code for a protein of 284 amino acids. Gene Ontology annotation, biological process: neuron differentiation; proteolysis; apoptotic process. The record is from RefSeq and is a predicted model, not a curated record. Gene Ontology annotation, molecular function: cysteine-type endopeptidase activity. The transcript is spliced from 6 exons. Gene Ontology annotation, cellular component: death-inducing signaling complex; cytoplasm.
AUGCAUAUAGCCCACCAAUAUGGAGCCACAAGUUACGUGUAUUAUUAAUAUUAUUUUUUAGAUGGGAUCAUAUGAGUGGUGUGGAAACCGAACGCCCCCUUGCAUUGGUUUUGAUGGUGACGUAAAAUAAUAUUGUUUACUCCGGAAGCUACUAUUGGUUGGUUGCUGACUUGUUUGUAACAAAGAACUCCAGGAAGACAUUCGCAUACAAAUUGGCUUUAUAGAAGUGUGGCAAUUUGCCCGGUCUGACCAAAACGACGAUUUUUUCUUUUUUAUAUAAUAACUGACAUUUGUUUGAAAUCGAUUCUCAGAAUACCAUGUCAGUAGCAAACGAUUUGAGUGCUGGGGACUGCAUUGACGCCAGGCGGGGCGAUGGACAAGAGUGCGAGGGCCCCUGUGGUGGCUCUGGGUCCAUGCAGGUGGACGCCAAACCUCAGUCCCAUUGCUUCAGGUACAGUCUCAGUUACCCCAGCAUUGGGCAGUGUAUCAUCAUCAACAACAAGAACUUUGACAGAAGAACAGGUAUGAAUGUACGCAAUGGCACAGAUGUGGAUGCAGGCAAUGUGAUUAAGGUGUUUGGGAAACUGGGUUAUAAGGUGAAGAUUUACAAUGACCAGACAGUGGACCAGAUCAAGCAUGUUUUAACCACAGCCUCCAAGGAGGACCACAGCUGCUCCGCCUCGUUCGUGUGUGUCCUGCUGAGUCACGGGGACGAUAGUGUGUUCUUCGGGACGGAUGCCUCCAUCGAGCUCAAGAGCCUCACCAGCCUGUUCCGGGGCGACCGCUGCAACUCGUUGGUGGGCAAGCCCAAACUCUUCUUCAUUCAGGCUUGCAGAGGUACUGAUCUGGACGUGGGCAUCGAGGCAGACAGCAGUUCAGACGGGAGCUCGACCAGGAUCCCUGUGGAAGCAGACUUCCUCUAUGCCUACUCCACAGCUCCAGGCUACUACUCGUGGAGGAACACUCAGACUGGCUCCUGGUUCAUCCAAUCGCUGUGUGAGAUGAUUGGCAAGUACAGCAAAGAGCUGGAGGUCCAACACAUCCUGACCCGGGUCAACCACAAAGUGGCGACAGAGUUUGAGUCUGCGUCAAACUCUCCUGGUUUCGAUGCCAAGAAGCAGAUCCCCUGCAUCGUAUCAAUGCUGACCAAAGAGAUGUACUUUACACCAUGAUAGGAGAAAGGUGUGAAGAAGCUCUUCAUUUGCCUGGUCCCAGAUCGAUUUUAGCUGUCUCGCCAACAGCUAUUGUCACUGUUAUAGAAGUUGGCAAGAGAGGAAAAACAGACCUGGGAUCAGGCUAGCUUCUAUCUGAGUGAGGGCAAUAGAUGUGUGUUUUGGUUGUGGAUUGUAAUUAGCUGAAUUUUUAACACCACUGCUCAAUCACUCUGGAUCAAGUUGGACUUGGUUUAAACUUGUAGGCCUAAGUAUCACAUUUUAUGUUGGAGGUUGAAACCUCUGUCAUGCUUUCAUCCUGAUGUUAUGCACAGAGAAGUUGACUUUUCUUCAGG